Molecule: messenger RNA, 2007 nt
Organism: Rhinopithecus roxellana (golden snub-nosed monkey)
Lineage: Eukaryota; Metazoa; Chordata; Mammalia; Primates; Cercopithecidae
Gene: ASIC4
Product: acid sensing ion channel subunit family member 4
Biological process (GO): sodium ion transmembrane transport
Cellular component (GO): membrane
Molecular function (GO): ligand-gated sodium channel activity
Source: RefSeq, a predicted model, not a curated record
AUGCUGAGUGGAGCGGCUGGGGCUGCGCGGCGUGGCGGAGCAGCGCUCGCUCCCUGGCUCACUCGCUCGCUCGCAGGGACACACGCAGGGGCUGACAGCUGUGCUGGUGCUGAUAAGGGAAGCCACAAGGAGACGAUCGAGGAGAGAGACAAGCGGCAGCAGAGGCAGCAGCGGCAGAGGCAGCACCAGGGCUGCGGAGCUGCUGGGAGUGGGAGUGACUCCCCCAUCUCGGGCCCCCACCCUGUCCCUGCCCUCCUCCCGCUUGCCCUGAGUUUAGAAGAGCAGCCGCUGCCACUACCGCCACUCGGGAGGGCACCAGGGCUGCUGGCUAGGGAGGGACAGGGCAGGGAGGCUCUGGCCAGUCCCGGCAGCCGGGGACGGGGACAGAUGCCGAUCGAGAUUGUGUGCAAAAUCAAAUUUGCUGAGGAGGAUGCGAAACCCAAGGAGAAGGAGGCAGGGGAUGAGCAGAGCCUCCUUGGGGCUGCUCGGGGGGCAGCAGCCCCCCGGGACCUGGCCACCUUUGCCAGCACCAGCACCCUGCAUGGACUGGGCCGGGCCUGUGGUCCAGGCCCCCACGGACUACGCAGAACCCUGUGGGCACUGGCCCUACUCACCUCGCUGGCUGCCUUCCUGUACCAGGCGGCUGGCCUGGCCCGGGGCUACCUGACCCGGCCUCACCUGGUGGCAAUGGACCCCGCUGCCCCAGCCCCAGUGGCGGGCUUCCCAGCUGUCACCCUCUGCAAUAUCAACCGCUUCCGGCAUUCGGCACUCAGCGAUGCCGACAUCUUCCACCUGGCCAAUCUGACAGGGCUGCCCCCCAAAGACCGGGAUGAGCACCGUGCCGCUGGCCUGCGCUACCCAGAGCCUGACAUGGUAGACAUCCUCAACCGCACUGGCCACCAGCUCGCCGACAUGCUCAAGAGCUGCAACUUCAGUGGGCAUCACUGCUCCGCCAGCAACUUCUCUGUGGUCUAUACUCGCUAUGGGAAGUGUUACACCUUCAACGCGGACCCGCGGAGCUCGCUGCCCAGCCGGGCAGGGGGCAUGGGCAGUGGCCUGGAGAUCAUGCUGGACAUCCAGCAGGAGGAGUACCUGCCCAUCUGGAGGGAGACAAAUGAGACGUCGUUUGAGGCAGGUAUUCGGGUGCAGAUCCACAGCCAGGAGGAGCCGCCCUACAUCCACCAGCUGGGGUUCGGGGUGUCCCCAGGCUUCCAGACCUUUGUGUCCUGCCAGGAACAGCGGCUGACCUACCUGCCCCAGCCCUGGGGCAACUGCCGCAUGGAGAGCGAGCUCAGGGAGCCUGAGCUUCAGGGCUACUCGGCCUACAGUGUGUCUGCCUGCCGGCUGCGCUGUGAAAAGGAGGCUGUGCUUCAGCGCUGCCACUGCCGGAUGGUGCACAUGCCAGGCAAUGAGACCAUCUGCCCACCAAAUAUCUACAUCGAGUGUGCCGACCACACACUGGAUUCCCUGGGUGGGGGCCCCGAGGGCCCGUGCUUCUGCCCCACCCCCUGCAACCUGACGCGCUACGGGAAAGAGAUCUCCAUGGUCAGGAUCCCCAACAGGGGCUCAGCCCGGUACCUGGCGAGGAAGUACAACCGCAAUGAGACCUACAUACGGGAGAACUUCCUGGUCCUAGACGUCUUCUUUGAGGCCCUGACCUCUGAAGCCAUGGAGCAGCGAGCAGCCUAUGGCCUGUCAGCCCUGCUGGGAGACCUCGGGGGACAGAUGGGCUUGUUCAUUGGGGCCAGCAUCCUCACGUUGCUGGAGAUCCUUGACUACAUCUAUGAGGUGUCCUGGGAUCGACUGAAGCGGGUAUGGAGGCGUCCCAAGACCCCCCUGCGGACCUCCACUGGGGGCAUCUCCACUUUGGGGCUUCAGGAGCUGAAGGAACAGAGUCCCUGCCCGAGCCGGGGCCAUGCCGAGGGUGGGGGGGCCAGCAGCCUGCUCCCCAACCAUCACCACCCCCACGGUCCCCCAGGAGGUCUCUUUGAAGAUUUCGCUUGCUAG